Castor canadensis (American beaver) is the source of this 4486-nucleotide messenger RNA. RefSeq names its product ubiquinol-cytochrome c reductase, Rieske iron-sulfur polypeptide 1 (gene Uqcrfs1). Gene Ontology annotation, cellular component: membrane. The record is from RefSeq and is a predicted model, not a curated record. Gene Ontology annotation, molecular function: 2 iron, 2 sulfur cluster binding; quinol-cytochrome-c reductase activity. Lineage: Eukaryota; Metazoa; Chordata; Mammalia; Rodentia; Castoridae.
CGUUUCUGUGACCGGCUGGGCGGUUGGAGCAGCAGUCGCCAUGUUGUCGGUCGCCGCCCGCUCGGGCCCUUUCGCGCCCGUCCUGUCGGCCACGUCUCGCGGGGUGGCGGGCGCGCUGCGGCCUCUGGUACAGGCCUCGGUGCCCGCCGCCCCGGAGCCGCCCGUGCUGGACGUGCGGCGGCCUUUCCUGAGCCGGGAGUCGCUGAGCGGCCAGGCCGCGGGUGGGCCUCUGGUCGCUUCCGUGGGCCUCAACGUCCCUGCUUCUGUCCGUUACUCCCACACAGAUGUCAAAGUGCCCGACUUCUCUGACUAUCGCCGCACGGAAGUCUUGGACAGCACCAAGUCUUCUAAAGAGAGCGUUGAGGCUAGAAAGGGCUUCUCCUACUUGGUGACUGCCACAGCUGCUGUGGGCGUUGCCUACGCUGCCAAGAAUACCGUAGCGCAGUUCGUCUCCAGCAUGAGCGCCUCUGCGGAUGUGCUGGCCAUGUCGAAAAUCGAGAUCAAGUUGUCUGAUAUUCCAGAAGGCAAGAACAUGGCCUUCAAGUGGAGAGGCAAGCCCCUGUUUGUGCGCCACAGAACCAAGAAGGAGAUUGAGCAGGAAGCUGCCGUUGAGAUGUCCCAGUUGAGGGACCCCCAGCAUGAUUUAGAACGCGUCAAGAAGCCUGAGUGGGUUAUCCUGAUAGGGGUUUGCACUCAUCUUGGCUGUGUGCCCAUUGCAAAUGCAGGUGAUUUUGGUGGCUAUUACUGCCCUUGCCAUGGGUCGCACUAUGACGCGUCUGGCAGGAUCAGGAAGGGGCCUGCGCCUCUCAACCUCGAGGUUCCCUUGUAUGAGUUCACCAGCGAUGAUAUGGUGAUCGUUGGUUAGAGACUUGGACCCAAGGCCAGGCUGCUUUCAGUCUUCAUGUCACCUCGGGAGACCUGAGCAAGCCUUGCACAUCCAGGUCGGUUGAUUGGAAUAUUUAAGAGUUGUCGAUAAUGUAACUGCAAACAUAAAUGUGAAGUUAAUUGAGUUUAAUGUUGAGUAUUUCCAAGCAUUCACUUAAUAAAGCCACUGUUAAACAUUGUUAAGCUCAGUCACAGACUUGAAAGGUGCAAUGUCUUUGAUAGCUAAUUCUAAUUAAAAAUUACAGACUGGUGUAUGAGAUAUUUGUGAAAUCUGUAAUUGACUUUCUCUUUUGCUUCUUCUCCAAGUGUUUGUUUCCUGCUUUGUAUCAGGGACACAGAUUCUACAAAACUCAUGUUAGGAUGAGGCAGGUUUAGCUGGUCAUCUCCAAGGCCUGGGAUAUAUUUUCCCUUUGUUCAUGGGACUCAGAGCCCUGACUGUUUUCUCUCCCUUGUGUAAUCUGUAUGGUGGUGUUGAAUGAGGUGUUUGGGAAAGAGUCCUGAAAAAGGUGUUAGUGGCUUAGGACUUUGCUCCAGGUCUGGCUAGCUGGUUACCUGUCUGUGUUUCAGGCAGGAAGUUGUUCUGUCUCUUGUGGGAGUAAUUUAGUACUUAUUUUAAGAGGGACUAGUGACCCAGGCAGCCUGGGCUACAGACUGAGCAAAGAGACAGUGCUGGGAUUUUACCCGAGAGAAGCUUUUCCGGAGGGAUUGCUGCUCUUCCUCCCUUCACCUGGCAUUGUGGGUGUUCAUCCCCCCAGUCCUGAGUCCACCCUAUGGAGGCAGAAAUGGAGCAGUCUCCAUGUGAACAUGACCCUGCUGGUUUGUUUCUCUGGUAAUGACAUUUGGGCGUUCAUUCCAGUGGGACCCACAGCCACUCAGCACUUCCCUGUGAGGAGGUGGGGUGGGCACAGAAGAGGAUAGAGAAUGGCCUCCUGCCUGGUUGUGGGACCUGGCACAAGGUCUGCUGUCCUCCCUGCAGAAAGGGGUGGGCCUGGCCCUUUGUUUAGCAUCGUGCCACUUUUUGAUGGACUUGUCUUGCCUUGGCUGUUUGGAGGUGAGUCAACAGUGUGGGUACUUUAGUGCAGGCCACUUGGCACUAACCACUUUUGCACUUGUGAAAUACAAAGUAGACUUGGUUGGUUUUGUCAAAAGGGAGCUGACUGUCCAAGGUAUAUUAUCAUUUUGUUACAUUUUUUUAGACUUAUUUUACUGAUGUUUUACUUAGAAACUUUCAUUCUGUAGAUGAGAGUAGUGUUAUUUUUGUAUAAUACUCAAUGUCAGGUUUUAAUACUACAUUUACACAUAGUUCAUAAAGUGAAUAGUAGAACUUAUAUUCCUACCUCCCCUUUCUCUGGAGCUAAGGUCCCUCUUAUGAAGAGAGGCAUGAGUUGAAAUUUUAGAUGUGCAGAUGUAGAAAAAGGCAGAUUUCACAUUCUCACCCUAGAAGGAGCAAGUCUGUGAAAUGCACUAACUUCCCCCCCCCUCAAUUAAGGAACCAAGGUUUUGUUUGCCCUUUAAAAACACAUGAAAAAUCUGUUAAACACUUUCAUUUCCCACCCUUUGCAGAUAAUUCUAAUCAGGUAAGGAUUUCAAAAGUCAGGUGACUAAGCUUUUACACUCAAAUUGAUCAAAGUUUAGGAUAAUAGCUGCAAAAAUAUAAAGCACACUUCAUUGAAUUUGGGAUUUUCAGCUCACUGAUAGACCAGUCUUACGCUGAUCAUGCUGGAGGAGUUAUUACAAAGAUAGUGCUGAUGCCCCUUCACAAAAUUAAUUUUAAUCUUGUGCUGUAGACCAGCAAUUUCGAUCUAUAAUAAUGUAUUUUAUAAGCAUUCUCAGAAGCAACCACUUGAACAGCCUUUUGUGGAGUAUUUAGGUCUCCUUUAAGUGUCAGGACUAGAAACCAUCUUAACCUCAAAUUCCUGGCAGUGCUGUGCCAGGAAUAUUCUUAACGGCCAAUAAAUAGUGCUGAGUAUUGGAAAAAAUAAUCCUCAAUUCUUCCUAUCUCAGGGAAUUGAUCAAUUCACCUGCUUGGUAGAAUUUUUUCUCUCUAGUCUAAAUGCUUCCCUCCUCUGUCCCAGGAUGGAAAGUCAAGGAGAUGUGAAAUGAUAGAAGUAAAACAUGUCCAUCACACUUGGGUUUUAGACAGAAAACCCUACAGGAUGGACCUUUUGAUGUUGAAAUCUCUCACAGGCAGAAGAAUGCUCACUGGGAAGCAAACAAAUAAGUAAACUCAGCUUUUAAAGAUCCUGAAUUCAUUAUUGUUUUUAUUUUCCCCCAGGAACAAAAAUGUAGAUUUCAAUCCAAAAUAGUACGUAAUACUUCACCCCUUAAAAAUAAAGCCUUAGAAAAAUAAGACACAAGGACAUUAUAUGAUUGCUUCCUUUAAAUAUUAGGCCUGAACUUUAUAAAAUACUCUCUGGAAAAUGUCCCUGUCUAAUGACUCAGAAAUUCACUGCCACAGCCUCAUCAACACCCAGUGGCUGAGUAUUUGCCAUGGUCUGCAGUGUCCUGGGUCUGGUGGUGGGGACACGGACCAGGAAAGUGAGCUCCAAAGUAAAGGGAGGCAUAGAUGCCCCAGGGAAGAGAUGGAAAGUGAGUGUUCCUGAAGGUACUUCACCCACACCGACUUCUGAAGGCAGGCGGAGGACACCUUACCUAAGGGAAGAAAGGAAGGGAGAGCAAGAAAGGAGCACACAGGUGGUGAGUAGGGAUCUCUGUCACUGACACAGGACUCACUGGUUGGACACCAGUUCCAUGUCAGGGAGUUCUGAUGUCAUCCUGUGACAUUUCAUGCACAGUUCCUCAACCCUGAGAGGUGACUUCCAGAUGUAGUAAGGGAGGCAGGUCAUACAACAGGCAGAGCCAGGAUUGAACCCAGAACUAAUCUACUCUUAACCUGGCAGGAUGGACUUCUAUGUGAUCAAGAUUAGAGGAGAUUCCUGUUUGGGAUUAUAGGCCAGGCAAGAGCUGACAAUUUAAGUACAGGUAGUACAGGUGCCAGUCAGCCCCAUGGACUCCAUUCCCUGGGUUAAAGGACUGUGUAGGCUCCAUGCCUGUUUCUCCAUGUAAACUAGGAAUAUAACAUCACCUAGUGGAUUUUUCUGAGGAUUAACUGAGAUCACUUGACUUAGUAACUAGGAAUCAGUGCUCAAAACUUCAGCCAGUAUGAGACUGCUACAGGUGACAGAUGGCGAUGAACUUUAUACUAAGAUUGAAAUGAGUAGGUCUUGGGGGCUGACUUGGCCCCGGGAGAGGAGGUGAUGGAAAAGGUGUUUAGCUUGCCUGGUGGGACAAGGAAGGCCAGCAACUACGAUGAAGAAGCUGGAUUAUUGGGAAGAGAUGGCUUUUCUUUCCCUUUAGGGGUUAAAAGGACAUCUACACACAGGCACCUCAGGGAAGUGACAUAGGGCAGCCAUUAGCAAGUAGGCAAGAAUAAAACGUGUGUGAUGCAGUGGGCCAAGGUUGCACUCUCAAAAGUAGACAUUUAUUUUGGGUUCGUAUGUAAAUGACUAUAUAUAUUUUUUGAUGGUAUUGGGGUUUGAACUUGGUCUACACCUUGAGCCACUCCACCAGCCCUUUUUCUCUGACAGGCUUCUUUUGAGAU